Molecule: messenger RNA, 960 nt
Organism: Paramecium sonneborni
Lineage: Eukaryota; Ciliophora; Oligohymenophorea; Peniculida; Parameciidae
Source: the annotation of a GenBank genome assembly
AUGAAUAUAGCAAUUACUGAAGAAGGAAAUAAUUUAAUAAAAGGUACGAUGAAUUGUGUUGAAAGAACGAAAUUACCUCUUAUAGAAUUUAAAUUAGGUGAUAUUUAUGAAGGAGAGAGGAAAAAUGGAAUGAGAGAUGGAUAUGGUAAAAAAAUAUGGCCAGAUGGUUCAAUUUAUGAAGGAGAAUGGGUAGAAGAUAAAUCUGAAGGAAGAGUAAAAACUAAACUAUUAUUUUUAGGGUAAAUUAAUUCAUUCAAAUGGUGAUAUAUAUGUUGGAGAAUGGAAAAAUGAUAAAGCAAAUGGUAAAGGAACAUAUUUUCAUAUAAAUGGAGCAAAAUCAGAAGGAGAAGUAAAUAUUAUAAUCUAUUUCUAGUGGAAAAAUGAUAGAUUACAUGGUAAAGGUGAAUUAUAUUGGCCAGAUGGAGCUAAAUACGAAGGCCAAUAUUUUGAAGGUUAAAGACAAGGUAAAGGUAUAUUAAAUUUUUCUGAUGGUUCAAGAUAUGAAGGUAUACACUUAUAAUUCUAUUUUUUUUAGGGGAAUUCUUCGAGGAUGCUCUGCAUGGAGAAGGAACUUAUAUUUAUUCAAAUAAUAAAGUUUAUAAAGGAUAAUGGAAAAAAAAUAAAAUGCAUGGUAAAGGAUAAUUUAUAUGGCAAGAUGGCCGUAAUUAUACUGGUGUAAUAAUUCUCAUAUAUAAUAGGAAUAUGAAGAAGAUAAAAAACAUGGCAAAGGUGCCUUUAAAUGGUCUGAUGGAAGAAAGUAUAUAGGAACCUGGAAAUAAGGUUGCAUUAUUAUCCUAUUUCUUAGGUAAAUAAAAUGGAAUAGGAAUCUUUUAUCCACUCAAUAAAGAAUGUAAAGUUGGUGAAUGGAUAGAUGGAAGAAGAUUUUUAUGGUUUGAAAAAAAUGAAGUUGAUUAGUUAAUUGAAGAAUAGAAAAUUAAAAGAGAAGAUUUGCUUGAAUGA